Messenger RNA from Mercenaria mercenaria, 6960 nucleotides. RefSeq lists its product as uncharacterized. The transcript is spliced from 21 exons. NCBI's taxonomy places the organism in Eukaryota, Metazoa, Mollusca, Bivalvia, Venerida, Veneridae. The record is from RefSeq and is a predicted model, not a curated record. The coding region runs from base 21 to 6161 and encodes 2046 amino acids. Gene Ontology annotation, molecular function: calcium ion binding.
CGAAAAGGUGCAUGAUCUGAAUGAUGGUGACGGAUACAAAGCUUUACCUGGUUCUUGGCAUAUUAAUUCAUUUCAUAGGUGUAAGGCAUGCUGGAUACUGCACAGAAAGCUACACCUGCUACGCUACCUGCUACAAGAAAACAAAGACAACAACCGGUUGCUGGUUAAUUGGUAGAUGUUCAAAAUACAAAAGACAAAGUUACAGCUGCAGGCGAACAUGUUACAGAAAAGUUUGUUGUAGUGGUUAUACUGGUAGCGACUGCUCUAUUCCUAAAUGUUUUGGAUCAACAAAAUGCCCCAAUGGAGGAACAUGCGUGCAACCUGAUAAGUGUACCUGUCCUGCUGGAUUCUCUUCUCCACGAUGUGCAGAUGUGAACGAAUGUUCUGCAAGUUCGAACAAAUGUGAUCAUAAAUGCACGAAUACGCACGGGUCCUAUAGAUGUUCGUGUAACAGUGGUUAUCAGCUUCUUGCUGACGGAUAUUCUUGUCAAGAUAUCAAUGAAUGCGCCAAGGGAAUUGCGGGAUGUGAUCACUCAUGCGGCAAUACUGUUGGUUCAUUUCAGUGUUCAUGUAGAAGUGGUUACGAAUUGUCUUCAGAUCGUAAAAAAUGCAAAGAUAUCGAUGAAUGUACAAAAGGGACACCUAGAUGUCAGCACACAUGUAAAAAUUCUGUUGGAUCAUUUUCCUGUGCUUGCAAUAAAGGAUUCCAGCUAGCAAUUAACGGAAAAUCGUGUGCAGAUAUCGAUGAAUGUGUAGAUGGGAGUGCUAAUUGUGAAGUUUACUGCGUCAACACUGUUGGCUCAUAUAAAUGUGAAUGUCAUCAAGGGUAUGAACUUAGCGACAAUGGCGCUAGCUGUAAAGACAUCGACGAAUGUUUCAAGGCAAACGGCGGCUGCAAUCAGACAUGUGUGAAUGAACCCGGAACAUAUCACUGCGAAUGUAAAGAUGGCUUUCAGCAAGGAACAAACGCAAAAACUUGUUUUGACAUUGACGAAUGUAAAGAAGGCAUAUCUGGAUGUUCACAGAGAUGUCAGAAUGAACCUGGAUCCUUUGCCUGUAGUUGUGAUACAGGUUAUGAAUUACAAGAAGACUUGAAAACGUGCUCUGAUAUAAAUGACUGUGAAGGAGUCACCUGUGAGCAUGGCGGCGCAUGCAAAGAUGGAUUAAAUUCGUAUUCCUGUUCGUGUAUGUCUGGAUAUACAUCUGCGCACUGCGAAACAGAUAUUAACGAGUGUCUUACACAUAACGGUGGAUGUCAAGAGGUUUGCAUGAAUACAGAAGGCGCUUACCAAUGCGGAUGUUACGACGGCCGCGAGUUACACGCAGACGGAAUAACAUGUCCAGGAGGCGGUAAUCCAGAUGGGGAUGUUUUCGAAAGGUAUGAAAUAGGCGGCGGUCUGCUGCCAAAAGCAUGCUUCGUUUUGCCACUAACAGGAUGUACGCAUGGUACAGAUACAAAUAUACAAUUAACUUCAACGUCAGAGUGGUAUAGCCUGGUCAAACAGCCAUCAGUCUUCUUUACACUUGGCAUAACUUUUGUCAAAGUUAAUGUUUUGUCGUUACCAAUAUCGAUUCGUGGUUUGGAAGUAAUGAUGUCUGAAGGACAGUUCAACCUUAACCAUGGUACUACAUAUAACACAGAGGACGGUUCAGUGUUUGUAAGCAACGAAACACAACCUGACUGUAAAUCAUUUGAGCUUGUGGAGUCUGAUAUAUUCGAUUUCAUAUCUCAUGGUUCCUUUUUCAGAACUUUGCUAGUUUCCCUCUUUCCAACUCUACCUAACUGGAUAAGCUUUGAUAAAUCUAGUGAUUCAGUACUUUCAGUUCAAGACAUGAAAAGCGAUUUAAUCUAUGGUAAGGACAUGGACGAAAAGGAAUGGUGUGAUGGUGCACCCGUAAAAAAGGAUCAUCUUUACACCGCUUUUACGUUUGAUUCUAACUUUUCGUUGAGCGUUUUAGGCAGGGAUGUCAAACUUCCCGUUCCGAUGAAAGGCAACAAAUUUUGUGUCAUUGUCGACCUGUGUCACGCUAACGGAGGCAGUGUUUUCUUAAUGAUACCAACAGCGUCGAGAAAAUUCUUGGAAAACGUUAAUAUAUUUCAACAGUUAAAACAAAAAUACAGUCUUGAAAUUCUUCCAAGAGGGAUUGGUAUUUCUGUUGUUAAUGGAAUAAAUGUUCAUAGUCACAAGUCAGAACUUAAACUAUGGAACGGAGACACAACUUUCAAAUAUCCUGUCUUUGAUCGUGGUGAUGUUUGGGUUGGAGGAAAUAUGCUCAUAAACGAAAACUUGAAAUCGGAUACGGCGUGGAUAGUUGAUGGCAAUGCGGAUAUCUAUUUUGACGUGCCGAGUGUGAAAAAUUUACUAACAUCUAUUUUUGUUGACAAGUGGAAUAUAUUUGUUGACAUCAAAAUGAAAGUCACGUUGAAAAUGAAACUGUUUGGAAAAGAUUUCGCCAUAAAUCUAGCAGAGGCUGCUGUGGAAUCGUAUGCAUCUAUUGGUGGUAAAGAGAGGCUCUGGUGUGGAGAAUCUUCGAACCCGCCUGGAAUUUUCUUUUCUGUACUUCUGGAAAUUAACCCAUUCAAAGGUGUUCCAUUAUUGGGAGACUGGGUGUUACAUAACAGGCAUAUCGCAUAUGUCUUUGUCAAUUAUGAAGUUCAAGACAUAUUUUACGACACUGACAUAAAAAACGACAUUCUAGAUUUAGAUAAAAGUGUUGACAGAAUCGUGAAGCUACUUACCACUACAGUAAAUGCCCUAGACAUUGUAUUUAAAGAUACAAUUCAAGCAAUAUUACGUGAUGUUACAACUAUCCUUAGUUCGUUGAAAACUCUUCUUCAAAAUAUGUUGAAGCAGUUAGUGUCUGGGACAUUAAUGGAUGUAAAACGGGUUUUAGAAAAGGUAUGGGUAACAUUCGUGAAUAUGGAAAAUAUAAUUAGAAUAUUCUUUGACGAGACAGAAUUUAUUUUGCAAGAGCUCUUCAUAAGCUUUAAAAACCUACUGAAAACUGAAUUGGAUGCCUUGAAAACAAAGCUAGCAAAAUCUUUGAACGAAAUGACGAAUAGUUUAAUACGAUUGGCUUCCUCGUUCACAGGGUUUGGUCUAAAGUACACAGUUAAUGUAAAAUUAAUUGGAUUGACUUUAGGUGAAAUUGACAUUGAACUUGUGUAUUCAAGCGACAGUCUUUUACAGUGCAGUAGAUUUGAUAAUGUAAAAGAACAUCUAAAAGGCGAAAAUGCCUUAAGGUAUAUUGGAAGAGUAACUUAUCCGAGAAAAUUAAAUUUCUUCUUAACAUGCGAUAUCGGGGGAGGUAUUGGAGGCGCCUUUUCAACAAGCAGUCAACAUUUUGUUAUGCAAGUUCAAGUAUUUGCGCGUUUGCUAGGUGUGAAUGCUACGGGGGAUUUGUUUAUAACAAGAAAUGGCCUCUAUCUAUACAUUGAGGGAAACAUUUGGAAUAUAUUUUUAGCACAAGUCGACAUAUCUGCAGAGUAUGGUAAGGAUUGGAACGCUCUAUCAUUUAGGGUGAAGGGCAGAUUUGUAUCAAAAGUUCGAAAUCGCCGACAAACACAAACCGUUAACUCCUCUUUUAAAGACAGCUAUUUGGAUGGUCUUAAAAAGGCAAUAAAUUUCAUUGCUGAUACUGCAAAUAAGAGAUUAAGUCAAGCACAGACGUUGCUCACAAACGCCCAGAAUGGAUUUUCUAAAGCACAGUCAUGGCUUGAAAACAUGCAGACGAAAGUAAGAAAUGCAGAUGCGGCAUUUGAUAAAGCCAUUAACUCUCUUGAAGCGGUCAAAAAGAAGCUUGACGAAGCCAAGAAACCUUUCGAAGAAGCUAUGAGAAAACUUGAGAAAGCUCAGAAAGACGUGGAUAAUCUUUGUAAAAUAAAAACAUGUAAGACAUUUUGUAUACCUGGUAUGAAGUGCAGAAUAUGUCACAAAAGAGUUUGGGGUGGCAGAGUAUCAUACCCUUGUUGUUCAUUUACAAAAUGUAUAAUAAAACUUCCAGAUCCACUUUGUGUUUUAGCGAACGUAGCUUGCAGGAUAGUCAGAGCUGCAGCAUAUUUAUUGCUAGAACUUGCUAAAAUAUUUGUUAGAUUGCCUAUGAUUGCAUUUGAGGCCGCGAAAGUCGCAGUUUCAGUGGCUCAAGUAGUUGUCGAUAAAUCCAGAGUAGUUUUACUAGUGGCCGAAGGUCUUCUUGAAAUGGCUCAAAUUGGACUUGAAUUCGCAAAAAGUGUACUAGAAGCUGCAAAACUUGCUUUAGAAGGUGUUAAAUUUGCUCUUGGAGCCGCGGCAAAGGUGUUAGAACUUGUCCUUGAAGUCGGCAUAAAAACUAUAAUUGACGUUAGAAACUGUGGCUUUGACGUCCAAAUAUCGACCAAAGAUCUCCCAGUGUUUGCUGUCUUUUGUGAUGUUAAUGCAUUCCAGUUAGGCUGGACCACCAUAAAUAUUAAAAUUAAUUUUAAAAAUAUUGCUCAAAGUGUUUGGAAUGCAGCACGUGCAACAAUCGAUAUGUUGAUGAAACAAAUUGGCAAUGUAAUCGGUAUAGGCCGAAGACGUAGGGAGAUUCAUUUUAGAUCUACUGCCAAAAUUCACUCAAGUAUUCUACGAAAUAUUAGAGACGUUGAAAAAUCAAACACUACUGAAACGUACCUUAAUGAAAGCUUAGACAUCGCUGAUAGUAUUGCUGGGCUAGGUGAGGACAUUGAUGACGAUUAUGCAAGUAGGGUACUUCUUUUUGAAGAAAAAUGUCAAAAGAUAUCCGUUGUGAUGGAUUUUAUGCAUGAGGCAUUUGAUUCCCUCCAUACCAUUGUUAAUGAGUCAAAGCAGUAUAUCAAUGAAAUGAAUUCCCUAAAGGGGGAACUACAACAGUUUACGACUGAAGGUCUGUCGGAGAAUAUGACUUUAGAUAAUAUGGGAAUAAGCAAGGAGUACGCUGAAAGUGAUUAUAAUAUGACAGAAGAAGAUCUAACUAAAGCUAUGGAAGAAACGAAAGCGUCAAUCAAAGACGAUCCUCUUCUUCACGAAAUCACUACUGCUGCAAAUUUUUCUAUGGAAAAUCUAGACGAAGAAAUGGAGUCAAUAGGAUCUAUAAAUUUUCUAGACAACUGGUUAGUGGCUAUGGCAAAUAUAAGCAAAGAAUAUUUCAAUGAAACUGAGUGCAAAGGAUUCAAUGAUUGUGUAUUUUAUGCUGUAUCUGUCCUGUAUGAUCUCUACGAAGCGGAAGAAGUACCCGAUAUUGACAACAUAAGAAGUUCAAUUCUUGAUCUUGAAAAUGUUUUAAUAGAACUGUUUCAGAAUGAGACACAAGCAAUUCCUGACGUGUCUAUUGCAAUAGACAAUGUAACUACAAACGUUGCCUUCUUAGUUAAUAUGAACCCAUUUUGUUCUCUGGCUCCUGUUUUUCUUUCUGAUUUAUAUAAUAAGACGGUACUGUCCUCCUCAGAAGUUGUAUUUGUAUGUAAUACGACAGGAAAUCCGUAUCCGCAGUAUUGGUGGCUGAAAAAUGAAGAAUAUAUACCAAAUGAAAAUCUCCAGCAAUUGACAUUUUCAAGGGUAUCAACGGAUGACACUGGCAUAUACAAAUGUAUCUCUGGCAAUGUUGUGGCAAACAUUACUUCUAAUGGCGCUUAUCUUUCUGUUGUAGCGUAUGAUGACAACGAAUGUGAAACCAGUAAUGGUGGAUGCGAACAUCUUUGUCAUAAUAUUAUUGGGUCGUAUGAAUGCAGUUGCCAUACAGGGUACCAGCUGAAUGAAGACACGAUGACAUGUUCUGAUAUCAAUGAAUGUCUCGAUGAUAGCUCCGGGUGUGCUCACAAAUGUACAAACACUGAGGAAUCUUUCCGAUGUGACUGUUUUAUAGGCUUUGUAUUACACGAAAACGAGCGUGACUGCCAAGGGGAGUCAGAGGACAAGACUGAGACAGCAGAAAGCCAGUUGACAAAAAAUAUAGCAUUGGCUGUAGCAGGUGGUCUUCUUGCCACAGGAAUAGUCGUCAUAUCUGUGAUUUUCGUCUACGCUAAAGCCGCAAGUAAAGUAAAGGUACUUCCGGAUAUGAAGAUCCCUCCUGAUGGGCCUGUUGUAGAAGUGGAUCAAACUCUUAGACCAAAAAAGACAACAUUCAGCAAGCGUUUAAAUCCUACAAAAGUCGGCUGGACUGAAUAGCAGAUUACAAUUCAAAUCGAUGUGACAAUGUGUCUAAGAUAUAUCAUUAGUUUUGGGACGCAAUACUUGAUAAUUGUGAUUGUUUUACAAUAUCUUUAGUUUUCACUUUUAUGUUCUUUAUUCAUAUUAAUCAGGACAGAUGUAUUAUUAAGGAAUAAAGAUAGUUAUCAUUUGAUUAGCAAAUUACUUUAACCAUGCAUUUUGUAUUUUCGUUGCAUCUAUUCUAUUCAAGUGCUUAAGACUAUAAAUUCAGUACCCAUGUGGAAAUAUUUGAUUAAAUAUUUAUGCCAGAUUCAAAUGAAAUUGAUUUAUACGAUAUCCUUGUGUAGAUAGAGAUAAAGAAUAAUAGUACAAAUGAUAAGGCUUUUCCUGAAUGUUUCAAACUUGAAGACUACACGAAAACUAAGCGUAAGAGAAAUUGAUGAAACAGAGUGUAGCUUUUUAAAUAACCUUUUCUAAUUGUUAAGUUUCAGUCUUCCAAUUUUAAAAGGAAACAUUGAAUCAAAAUAAAUGUGUAUGUUAAUUCAUUUUCUUUUUUCAGGUCUAAGUGCUUUGUUAAAACUAGAUAUUUUAUGCAAAUUUUUGUCAGCAAAACAACCGACUAGAUUCAUUGAAUGUCACUUAUGUAUCGUUUUGUAACAAGAACUCUUCCAGCUUUGUGUCCCAUUUAUUGUUGUGUAAUGUAACAAAUGAUUCAUUGAACAUUCUCAUAUACUUUUUAAUGAAAAAGCAUGUAAAGUCAUUUCGGAAAUACCGUUUAUAUGUAAGCCAGAGAAGAAAGAAACCGUAUCAGUGUUAC